Fraxinus pennsylvanica is the source of this 2868-nucleotide messenger RNA. The record is from the annotation of a GenBank genome assembly. Lineage: Eukaryota; Viridiplantae; Streptophyta; Magnoliopsida; Lamiales; Oleaceae.
AUGAAAUUUCUACUGCCAAAGUUACCGUAUGUGGCUGAAUGCAAGCCACCUAAAGGCAUGCAAAAUCAGUACACGACAUCUAUCCCCAUUAUCCUCAAUGAAUCUCAGCCCUCUAUUCCCACCCAUCCAACGGUUUACGCUUCCCAAAAUCCUAAAACCAUAUCCAACAAAAUCACAUCCACUCUUAAAAAACAUCUUCGAACCUCAAGAAUAUCGGAAAUGGCCUCAAUUGCCCUCGAAUCCUUCAUCGGACUCCGUCGAACCACGUCGGAAAACAAACACAUAGUUCUAUCAAAACCCACUACCCAAACACACCGUAAAUUCCGUAUAAAUGCCUCAAAAUCCAGCCCAAGAGUCACUGGACGGAACCUUAGAGUUGCGGUGGUGGGAGGUGGCCCGGCUGGUGGUGCUGCAGCGGAGACACUCGCUAAAGGUGGCAUAGAGACGUUCCUCAUCGAACGUAAGCUUGACAACUGCAAGCCAUGUGGUGGUGCUAUCCCACUUUGUAUGGUGGGGGAAUUUGACUUGCCACUGGAUAUCAUCGACCGGAGAGUCACAAAAAUGAAGAUGAUUUCACCAUCUAAUGUGGCUGUUGACAUUGGCCAGACCCUUAAACCCCAUGAGUAUAUUGGGAUGGUCCGCCGUGAAGUCCUCGACGCCUACCUCCGCGACCGCGCCGCCACUGUCGGAGCCACCGUGAUUAACGGUCUGUUCUUGAAAAUGGACCUGCCCAAAUCCACAGGUUCACCCUAUAUGUUACAUUACACGGAUUACAAUGCCAAAACCGGUGGCGCCGGUGAGAAAAAGACAAUGCAGGUUGACGCCGUCAUCGGCGCCGAUGGUGCUAAUUCCCGAGUGGCAAAGAACAUAAACGCCGGUGAAUAUGAAUAUGCUAUUGCAUUUCAAGAACGCAUCAAAAUCUCAGAUGACAAAAUGAAGUAUUACGAAAAUCUAGCUGAAAUGUACGUAGGUGACGACGUUUCACCUGAUUUCUACGGCUGGGUUUUCCCAAAAUGUGACCAUGUAGCUGUCGGCACAGGCACAGUAACCCACAAAGGCGACAUCAAGAAACUCCAAAUUGCCACAAGAUUGAGAGCCAGGGACAAAAUUGAAGGUGGAAAAAUCAUAAGAGUGGAGGCACAUCCUAUACCAGAGCAUCCCCGGCCAAGGCGUGUGCUCGACCGAGUAGCGCUAGUCGGAGAUGCAGCCGGGUACGUCACAAAAUGCUCCGGCGAGGGGAUAUAUUUUGCUGCCAAGAGUGGAAGAAUGUGUGCAGAGGCAAUAGUUGAAGGGUCAGAAAAUGGGAAAAGAAUGGUAGAUGAGAGUGAUUUGAGGAAGUAUUUGGAGAAAUGGGACAAAACAUAUUGGCCUACAUACAAAGUAUUGGAUGUUCUUCAGAAGGUGUUUUACAGAUCCAACCCAGCAAGGGAGGCAUUUGUAGAAAUGUGUGCUGAUGAAUAUGUGCAGAAAAUGACAUUUGAUAGCUAUUUGUACAAGAAAGUGGUGCCUGGGAAUCCUCUAGAUGACUUGAAAUUGGCUGUGAAUACAAUUGGGAGUUUGGUGAGGGCAAAUGCACUUAGGAGGGAGAUGGAGAAGCUAAGUAAAGCAAGGAACGAGAAUUGUUGUAAGAUGGCAGCAACAUCAACUACCAACUUUUCAAUUGGAUCUGCUGUAUCUGCCGGCUCCAAACUAGGCCCAAUUUCACAGUCAAAGGCCUUUGGUAUCAGAUUCAAUUCUACAAAUUACUUGCGGAGAUCCAAUGGCCUCAAGACUGCUAACUCUGUGAGCUGUCAAUCAAAGUCAUCGUUCUUAGGCAGUGAAAGCAGUGCAGCUCUCAAGAGCUGUUACAUUGGUAAAGCCCGAAAAGAUAACAUGAGAUCUUACAGUCAUGUUCAGCCUCAGGCAUCUUAUAAAGUAGCUGUCCUUGGAGCUGCUGGUGGUAUAGGCCAGCCGCUAACACUUCUGAUCAAAAUGUCACCAUUGGUUUCUGCGCUGCACCUCUACGAUAUAGCAAAUGUGAAGGGAGUUGCAGCGGACCUUAGUCACUGCAACACACCCUCGCAGGUAUUGGACUUCACUGGAGCAUCUGAAUUGGCUGCUUGUCUAAAGGGUGUAAAUGUUGUUGUCAUACCUGCUGGUGUUCCAAGGAAGCCGGGAAUGACCCGUGAUGACCUAUUUAACAUUAAUGCUAAUAUAGUGAAGACCUUAGUUGAGGCUGUUGCUGAUAACUGCCCUGAUGCUUUCAUCCACAUUAUUAGCAAUCCUGUUAACUCCACCUUGCCAAUUGCUGCAGAAGUCUUGAAGCAAAAGGGGGUAUAUGAUCCAAAGAAACUCUUUGGAGUUACCACCCUUGAUGUUGUCAGGGCAAAUACAUUUGUUGCUCAGAAGAAAAACCUAAAGCUCAUUGAUGUUGAUGUCCCAGUCAUUGGAGGUCAUGCUGGGAUUACUAUUUUGCCUUUGCUGUCAAAGACAAAACCAUCGGUUACUUUCACCGAUGAAGAAGUUCAUGAGCUAACUGUCAGGAUUCAAAAUGCUGGGACAGAAGUUGUUGAGGCAAAGGCUGGUGCAGGAUCCGCCACUCUUUCUAUGGCAUAUGCUGCAGCACGAUUUGUUGAGUCCUCACUCCGUGCACUUGAUGGGGAUAGUGAUGUUUAUGAGUGCACCUUUGUCCAGUCUGACUUGACUGACCUCCCAUUCUUUGCUUCAAGGGUUAAGCUUGGACGGAAUGGGGUCGAGGCAUUGAUUUCAUCGGACCUCCAAGGUUUAACUGAGUAUGAACAGAAUGCUUUAGAAGCACUCAAGCCUGAGCUGAAUGCCAGCAUUGAGAAAGGUAUUUCUUUCAUUCAGAAGCAACCUGUGGCUGCUUAG